This is a messenger RNA of Zasmidium cellare ATCC 36951, 3444 nucleotides long. RefSeq lists its product as uncharacterized. Bases 1 to 3444 code for a protein of 1147 amino acids. Gene Ontology annotation, cellular component: membrane. The record is from RefSeq and is a predicted model, not a curated record. Lineage: Eukaryota; Fungi; Ascomycota; Dothideomycetes; Mycosphaerellales; Mycosphaerellaceae. Gene Ontology annotation, biological process: potassium ion import across plasma membrane; proton transmembrane transport; intracellular sodium ion homeostasis. The transcript has 2 exons. Gene Ontology annotation, molecular function: ATP hydrolysis activity; ATP binding; P-type sodium:potassium-exchanging transporter activity.
AUGGAUCCUUCGAAAUGGACAGCAGAUGCUAACAUCAGUGAAAAGGGCGUCCACGAUGGCGAGGAAGCUGCCGGUGACGCCCGACUCCCUACUCGGCAGACCCAGAUUGCCUGGGGCGACGACGAUGAGGACGAACGUAUUCGCCGUCAGAACCGUCACCGUCGUGGUGUCUCGGUCGGCAAUCGCAGCCACAGUCGUCGCCGCUCUGCCAGUCGGGAUUCCAUUCGCAGCGUCCAGAGCCGGUACAACGCUCAGAACGCGACGAUUCCUAUCGAGUUCCGAACUCUGUCGUUCCAAGUCUCGGCUUCCAAGGACGUGAGCGAGACUUUGGAGAAGAAUCAGAAACAAGCGCAGAAGAAGCACUCCAAGGUCUUGGGCCUCCCGUUCGCCCUUCCGUCCAAGAAGAAAGAAGACGUGCGUGAGAAGCCUAUCAGGACAUUCGCCAGUGCCGACGAACACACUGCCCCCAUUGACAGUCUAUACCAGCGGUUCCGGGUAUCUCCCUCACAAGGUCUGAGCCACGAUGCCGCCUCGAAGAGACUCCACGAGGAAGGCAAGAACGUGCUGCCCUCUCGAAAGCCCAACUACCUCAAACGACUGCUGGGCUACAUCUUCGGGGGCUUCUGCUCAAUCCUGUGGAUUGGUGUCAUCAUUUUCUUCAUCUGCUGGCGACCAUUAGGAGACCCUGACCCACAGCCAUACAAUCUCGGCCUGGCUAUCCUCGUGCUGAUUGUCAUCUUCUUGCAAGCUGGAUUCUCGGCCUUCCAAGAUUGGUCGACGAGUAAGACGAUGAAUGCGAUCUUGGACAUGCUUCCUUCUGACGCUACUGUCUUGCGAGAGGGCAGCUUCACCACGAUCCCCACAGCCAACGUCGUCGUCGGAGAUGUCGUUCGUGUAUCGAUCGGUGACAAAGUUCCUGCCGAUAUGCGCAUCAUGUCGAUAUCUGGAGACGUCCGCUUCGAUCGUUCAGCCAUGACAGGAGAAUCGGAGGAGAUCGAAGGCUCGCUUGAUAACACCAAUGACAACUUCCUCGAGACGAGAAACAUUGCGUUGAUGGGCACGACCGUCACCAAUGGUUCUGCCACUGGUGUGAUCGUCUUCACUGGAGCGAAGAGUGUCAUGGGCGGCAUUGCUACUGCGACGACUGAUGUUCCCGAUCAAUUGACUUCGAUUCAGAAAGAAGUCAAUCGCUUCGUCAAGAUCAUUUGCGUUUUGACGCUCUUUCUGGCACUCUUAAUCUUGCUCACCUGGGUUGGCUGGCUGCGUGUCGACCACUACCAGUUCAUCAACACCGUGGGCAUGCUGAACGAUGUCAUGGGUUGUGUGGUCGCCUUCAUCCCUGAAGGAAUGCCCGUCGCCGUUGCUCUUACACUUAUGAUGAUUGCUCGCCGUAUGAAGAAGGCUGAUGUCCUGCCGAAGAGUCUGGGUACUGUUGAGAUGCUGGGUUGUGUCGAUGUCAUUGCAUCGGACAAGACUGGCACGUUGACUUGGAACAAGAUGACGGUCAAGAGCGUUGGGUUCGUGGAUGAACUCAUGACCAGUGACGAGGCCAAAGAAGAGAUGAGCAAGAACAAGAACGUCCACGGGUCGUUGGUCGAUCUGCACAGAGCAGCGCUCCUAUGCAACGAGGCAACCUUUGAUCCUGUCUCCAUGAGCAAGCCCGUGGAAGAGCGCCUCACCCAUGGCAACCCGACGGACGGUGCGAUCCUUCGAUUCGCAGAGUCGGCAGAGUCUGCCUUGACAACUCUUCAGUCGGCAUUGCCACGGGCCGCCCAUAUCCCGUUCAACUCCAAGAACAAGUUCAUGAUGACCCUCCACAAUGACCAGAAGGAUGCCGAGAAGCACGAUGGGUCAUAUCUGGCCUUGGUCAAGGGUGCCCCAGAUAUCUUGCUCCCUCGUUGCAUCAACUACCUCUCUUACAAGACUGGCCAAGUCUGCACUCUUGAUGCCGAAGCCAAACAAUCGUUCUCGACCCUGCAGGCCAAGCUUGCCCGCAAUGCUGAGCGAGUGCUCAUGCUCUGCCAAAGACGAUACUCACCCAUUGCUCAACUCGAUUCCACCGCGCUGGAAGAGGAGAUGCUAGACAAAUGUCUCGCCGAUCUGACCAUCAUUGGCGUGGUCGGUAUCUUCGACCCUCCCAGGCCAGAGAUCCCAGCCACUGUCGCUUCCUGUCGACGAGCCGGCAUUCGCUUCUUCAUGAUGACUGGAGACUUCGGCUUGACCGCCGCAGCUGUCGCUCGACAAGUUGGCAUCUUCACCGGCGAACGUGAUCCCGAUACGUUCGAGACGGUGACGAGCAGACGAAGGAGUAGCUCGUCCAUCGGCAAGGAAGUCACAGCAAUCGACGUGAAGGACACAUCGUACAGCAACGAGCGCUUGCUGCUCGAAGGCUCGCAGAUCAGCGCUCUUCAGGACGAAGACUGGGAUCUCGCUUGCACGUACACGGAGAUUGUGUUUGCUCGCUGCAGUCCCGAGCAGAAGCUGCUGAUCAUCGACAACUUUAAGAAGCGUGGCAGCACCACUGCCGUCACUGGUGAUGGUGUCAACGAUGCCCCAGCCCUCAAAGCCGCAGAUGUCGGCGUGGCCAUGGCGAACGGAAGUGAUGUUGCUCUUGAAGCCGCUGAUCUCGUGCUACUGGGCCAAUUCGACUCCAUCAUAACCGGCAUCCGCCUCGGCCGCCUCGUCUUCCAAAACCUGCAGAAAGUCAUCUCCUAUCUCCUCCCCGCAGGCUCCUGGUCCGAGAUCUGGCCCGUCCUCCUCAACGUCUUCUUCGGCGUGCCCCUUCCCCUCUCCUCCUUCCUCAUGAUCAUCAUCUGCGUCUUCACGGAUCUGUUCCUCUCCCUGAGCUUGAUCAUGGAGAAAGAAGAGUUCGACCUCCUCGACCAGCCGCCGAGGAACGUCAAGAAGGACCAUUUGAUCAAUCUGAAGAUUUACGCGCAGUCGUACCUCUUCAUCGGUGUCAUGGAGACGCUCUGUGCGCAUUCGAUGUACUUUUUGUAUUACUGGCGGCACGCUCGCAUCCCCGUUGGAGAUCUCUGGUUCGUCUUUGAGGGCUAUUCAGCUGGUUUCCAUGGCUAUACGCAGGACGAACUCACGCAUUUCAAUACCGUUGGACAAAGUGUCUACUUCGUCACGCUGGUUAUUCUCCAGCUGGGAAACAUCCUUUCGAUUCGCAACAAACGACUGUCCAUCCUCCAGGCGGACCCUAUCAGGAAGGAGCGUCGUAAUCCUUGGUUGUUGCUGAGCGCGGUGAUUUCGAUCUCCAUCGCUGUCUUUGUCACUGAGGAGCCUGGUAUCCAAAGCUUGUUCGGGACUGGAAGUGUUCCUAUCGAGUUCUGGUUCGUUCCUGUACCGCUGGCUUUGGGCAUUCUGUGUAUGGAUGAGAUCAGGAAGGUGAUUGUGAGGACGUGGCCCAAGGGGCCCAUUGCGAGGAUCGCGUGGUAG